ACUCAGCUGACAACUGCAUUCAGAAGAACCGUGACACUGCGAUUACCUCGAGUGUUCAGGGUUUAAUCAAGUAUUCUAUUAAAUCAUUAUCAAACAUGGCCGAAUCAUUGGAACAGAUGCCGAAAUCAGAGACAAUCCGACUUCGAGACCGAUAUAUUGGACAAGCAUGUAAACUGUUUUAUAAAUCGAAUCCCUUGAAAAUCGUCCGAGCUGAAGGACAAUACAUGUACGAUGAAAAAGGAUAUCGUUAUUUAGAUUGCAUUAAUAAUGUUGCUCAUGUGGGUCACUGUCAUCCAAUGGUAGUGCGUGCAGGCCAGGAACAAAUGGCUCUUCUCUCUACGAACAGUCGCUUUUUGCACGAUGAUUUAGUUAUUUGUGCUCGUCGAUUGACUUCACUUCUUCCAGAACCAUUAUCUGUAUGUUUCCUGGUGAAUUCAGGUAGCGAGGCUAAUGAUCUGGCACUUCGUCUUGCUCAAACUCACACCAAUAACAAGGAUAUGAUCGUUCUUGAUCAUGCUUAUCACGGCCAUUUAACAUCGAUGAUCGAUAUUUCGCCAUAUAAGUUCAAUCAUCCAAACGGGCCUGGCAAGAAAGAUUGGGUUCAUGUGGCACCUUGUCCUGAUGUUUAUCGAGGAAAAUAUCGUGAAAUCGAUUAUCCCAAAGAAGAUCUUGGCAUGAAAUAUGCUAACGAUGUUAAAGAUAUUUGUCAGAAUCUCAAAAAUCAAGAGAAAGGAGUGUGUGCAUUCAUCGCGGAAAGUUUAAUGUCUGUUGGUGGACAAAUUCUACCUCCACAAAAUUAUUUUAGAAACGCAUACAAAUAUGUAAGAGAAGUUGGUGGUGUUUGUAUCGCGGAUGAGGUUCAAGUUGGUUUUGGAAGGGUUGGUAGCCACAUGUGGGCUUUUCAACUUUAUGGUGAAGACGUGAUUCCGGAUAUAGUCACUGUAGGUAAACCUAUGGGCAAUGGGCAUCCGGUGGCGGCCGUGAUUACGACCCCAGCCAUUGCUGAAAGCUUCAAGAACAGUGGAAUAGAAUAUUUCAAUACGUAUGGUGGGAAUCCAGUGUCCUGUGCCAUAGCCAACGCCGUGAUGGAAGUGAUCGAGCGGGAGAAUCUUCAAGAACACGCGUUGAAGGUUGGCAAUCAUCUAAUGACAGAGUUAAGGAAACUUGCCAAACGACGAAAGAUUAUCGGUGACGUACGAGGCGUUGGAUUGUUCGCGGGCAUCGAGCUGGUUCGUGAUAGGAUUGAGAAAACUCCAGCAACAGUUGAAGCCAAGCACGUUGUUUCCAGGAUGAAGGAUAAAAAAAUAUUGAUAAGCAGCGAUGGACCGGAUGAUAAUAUCUUAAAACUGAAACCACCGAUGGUAUUCACAAUCGAAAAUGUGAAUCAUUUGGUAUCUAUUUUAGACGAGGUUCUCGAGGAAGUAGAUAUUGACGUUGAAGAGAAAUUCCAAUCUAGGACGACGAUUUUACAAGCCACAAUCUCUAAAAUGGAUGUUGAUACGGAUAAAUCUACAUGUCCAAGUGGGAAGCCAUUGCUCGUUCGCUAAUUAGUCAUUAAUUUAAAGUGAUGUUGUAUAUGUGUGAAUUUAUAGAAUUGUACGUUGCAUAUAUUUAAAAUAUUACCGCUCGUGAUGUGAAUGAUUAAACCUGUUAUGCAUGUAUUGGAAUGGAAAAUAAUUUAUAUAUGUAUAUGUAUAUGAAAAAAGAAUGUAAAUGAAUAGAGAGAGAUGAGACUAAAAUUGAGAUUUGAGUAUAUAGCACAAAAUGAAUAAAUGAUAUAUUUUAAUAAAUA
Apis laboriosa (Himalayan honeybee) is the source of this 1792-nucleotide messenger RNA. RefSeq names its product alanine--glyoxylate aminotransferase 2-like. Gene Ontology annotation, cellular component: mitochondrion. Lineage: Eukaryota; Metazoa; Arthropoda; Insecta; Hymenoptera; Apidae. The coding region runs from base 96 to 1547 and encodes 483 amino acids. The record is from RefSeq and is a predicted model, not a curated record. The transcript has 9 exons. Gene Ontology annotation, molecular function: transaminase activity; pyridoxal phosphate binding.